AUGUCUUCUGCGACUACAUCAAAACUUUUCCAACCUACGCAGGUCGGGGAGCUCAACCUACAGCACAGGGUCGUGAUGGCUCCCCUGACGCGACUCAGGGCGGACGACCAGCACGUACCCACCGACCUUAUGGCAGAAUACUACGCGCAGAGAGCGAGCGUACCGGGCACCCUCCUCAUCACCGAGGCUACCUUCAUCGCCUUGAAAGCCGGGGGCUACCCCAACGUCCCCGGCAUCUGGAGCGCGGACCAGAUACGCGGGUGGAAGAAGAUAACAGACGCCGUGCACGCGAAGGGGUCAUACAUCUUCUGCCAGCUAUGGGCCCUCGGACGCGCCGCGUACCCGGAGUACCUGGCCAAGUUCGGCUACGAUCUGGUAUCCGCGUCCGACCUGCCCAUGCCGGACAGCCCAAAUGUGCCUCGUCCCCUGACAGUCGACGAGAUUCACGAAUACGUCGGCCUGUACGAACAGGCCGCGAAGAACGCCAUCGAAGCAGGGUUCGAUGGCGUAGAGGUGCACAAUGCGAAUGGCUACCUGCUCGAUCAGUUCAUCCAGGACGUGAGCAAUAAGAGGACAGACGAGUACGGCGGGAGUAUAGAGAACAGGUGCAGGUUCGGAUUGGAGGUCCUCCAGGCGGUUACGAAAGCGGUGGGGGAGAAGAGGACGGGUGUGCGGUUCGGUCCCUGGGAGCAGUUCCAAGGUAUGCGUAUGGCCGACCCAAAACCGACCUUCUCCCAUAUGGUGACGACCAUUCGAGACCUCUACCCCAACUUCGCCUACGUUCACCUAACGGAGCCCCGUAUCCUCGUCGCCUUCGAGCGCGAACCACAGCCAGGCGAAUCCAACGACUUCAUCCGGGACAUCUGGGCUCCUCGGCCCCUGAUCACCGCUGGCGGGUACACCAGGGACCUGGCAAUCGAAGUGGCGGACAAGACGGACAACCUGGUCGCAUUUGGACGCAUGUUCAUCUCCAACCCGGACUUGCCCCUGCGGUUAAAGAAGAACAUCCCGUUAAACCAGUACAACAGGGACACCUUCUAUACCAAGGGGGAGCAGGGAUACACUGACUAUCCCUUUGCAGAGUAG
This is a messenger RNA of Gloeophyllum trabeum ATCC 11539, 1086 nucleotides long. RefSeq names its product NADH flavin oxidoreductase/NADH oxidase. The transcript has 3 exons. Lineage: Eukaryota; Fungi; Basidiomycota; Agaricomycetes; Gloeophyllales; Gloeophyllaceae. Gene Ontology annotation, molecular function: FMN binding; NADPH dehydrogenase activity. The record is from RefSeq and is a predicted model, not a curated record. Bases 1 to 1086 code for a protein of 361 amino acids.